Funneliformis geosporum is the source of this 185-nucleotide messenger RNA. The record is from the annotation of a GenBank genome assembly. Lineage: Eukaryota; Fungi; Glomeromycota; Glomeromycetes; Glomerales; Glomeraceae.
AAAUGCUUACAACAUCUCGCAAAUAUACCUCUAUACCUGUUCUAAUUAAACCAACUACCUUAGUUCAUAGUAUGUGUAAUUUACAUAUAGAUAAGUAUUAUUCAAAAAUAUAUUACCAUAGGAAGAAGCUAAAUAUCUUAGAAAAAUCUGCCUUAUAUGAUCCAGAUGAUCUAAUUAAAUUUUGA